This is a messenger RNA of Scatophagus argus, 788 nucleotides long. RefSeq names its product LYR motif containing 7 (gene lyrm7). Bases 135 to 449 code for a protein of 104 amino acids. Gene Ontology annotation, biological process: mitochondrial respiratory chain complex III assembly. The transcript has 5 exons. The record is from RefSeq and is a predicted model, not a curated record. NCBI's taxonomy places the organism in Eukaryota, Metazoa, Chordata, Actinopteri, Scatophagidae.
GCUUGCCAGGGCCGCUUUUGGUUCGAUAAACCACCGUGGACACUCAUUGGUCACGUAAACGCGUCAUUUUAAAGUCUGCACUGAUUGGUCCUUGUUACUUCCGCCAAUGCCGGAAGUUAGCUGUAGAAGUCACGAUGAGCACUCGUUUGAAGGUCCUAAGCGUGUUUAAAACGCUGCACAGAACAAGGAUGGCUGUGUUUAAAGAUGAUGAAAAAGCACUUUCGGCCGCAAGGUUAAAGAUCAACGAGGAGUUCCGGAAAAACAAAAAUGAAAGGUCAGAAGAAAAUAUUGUGAAGAUGAUCAAAAUGGGCUCAGAUGUAGAAGUUGUUCUUCGAGAGACUGUGCUACAAAUGGAACAUGCAGGAGAAAACAGGCUCUUGCUCCGACCCAGAGAAAGCCUGAUGCUAGAAAAUGUGCCCUACUGUGACCAACCCAGGAAAAAAUCAUGACAGAUCUGAGGACAUUUUUUUUCAUAAAACAACAGACUCACUACCCUCCAUUACCACCUAUACACAUUUUAAAGUCAUCAACCAAAAACUAACAACAUUUCAAGUUUCAAGGUGAGGGUCUCCUGAAUGAAGAACAUUGUAAAGAUGAGUACCACAUGAAAAAUUGCCUGUUUUUGUCUCACCUGUGUUGAAAUCUGUGCUGUGAACUGAAUGCCAUAAUUUCAUGUACAGCGUUUUAUGGAAUGUAUUUGAAAUGUGUUUUCAUUUGAUUUGAAAGUUUUCUGCUUGCUUUUCAGUAGCUUCUGAUUUAAUAAACUAGAAAAUGUUACUUCACCACUA